This is a messenger RNA of Raphanus sativus (radish), 2365 nucleotides long. Its product is annotated as subtilisin-like protease SBT4.15. Gene Ontology annotation, molecular function: serine-type endopeptidase activity. The transcript has 12 exons. Gene Ontology annotation, biological process: proteolysis. The coding region runs from base 13 to 2277 and encodes 754 amino acids. Lineage: Eukaryota; Viridiplantae; Streptophyta; Magnoliopsida; Brassicales; Brassicaceae. The record is from RefSeq and is a predicted model, not a curated record.
GAUAUCAAAAAGAUGUUUCAAAAUCUGAGUUUAUGGUUGUUUAUACUCUGUUUUUACCUCGUUAACACCGGGUUUAAAGCAGAAACGCAAGAUAAAAUCGACAAGAGACAGCUUUACAUUGUGUACAUGGGAGAUGCAGCUGGGAAGUAUAAUGUUGAAGCCUCGGAAAACCAUCAUAAUCUUCUAUCCAAAGUGAUCGGAGAUGAGAGUAAAGCAAGAGAAGUUAGAAUAUAUAGUUAUGGGAAGAACAUUGAUGGAUUUGUUGCAAGACUUCUUCCUCAUGAAGCAGAGAUGCUAUCACGCGACGAAGGAGUUGUAUCGGUGUUUAAGAACACUCAAAGGCAGCUUCACACGACAAGAUCAUGGGAUUUUCUUGGAAUGGUUGAGUCUAAAUACAAAAGAAGUGAAGCGGUUGAAAGUAACAUCAUUGUAGGAGUUCUUGACACAGGAAUCUAUAUAGACUCGCCAAGCUUUGAUGACAAAGGCUUUGGUCCUCCACCAGCUAAAUGGAAAGGCAAAUGUGUAACUGGACACAACUUGACUCGUUGCAAUAACAAAGUGAUAGGAGCAAAGUACUAUCACCUGAAAAUACCGAAUUAUAACGAUUCGGCUGCGGAUUACGAUGGUCAUGGGACUCACGUAUCUUCCACAUUAGCUGGCGUUGCUGUCUCAGAUGCUAACCUAUUCGGACUUGCAAACGGUACAGCACGUGGAGGUGUUCCCUCUGCUCGUAUAGCCGCUUAUAAGGUCUGCUGGGCAGAAGGGUGUUCGGCCAUGGACAUGCUGGCGGCAUUCGACGAGGCGAUCUCUGAUGGAGUCGAUCUAAUAUCGAUCUCCAUCGGAGGAUCCUCGCUUCCGUUUUUCGAUGAUCCUAUUGCUAUUGGAGCGUUUCACGCUAUGAAAAGAGGGAUUCUGACAACGUGUUCCGCAGGUAACAAUGGUCCUGGUCUGUUUACGGUUUCAAACCUAGCUCCUUGGGUGAUGACCGUCGCGGCUAACUCAGUUGACCGGAAGUUUGAAACUGUUGUCAAACUUGGCAAUGGACUCACCGCAACUGGGAUUUCUGUAAACGGGUUCACUCCAAAGAAGAAGAUGUAUCCUUUAACGAGCGGUUUGCUUGCUUCUAACGUAACUGACGGAGACUAUGGAGAACCCAAUGCUUGUCAAUAUGGGACAAUGGCGGAAGAUAAAGUGAUGGGGAAGAUAGUUUACUGUGACGUAGGGAGUGAAGAAGUAGGAGGAAGCAGUGAAGGUCAAGACCAGAUUGUGAGAUCCUUAAAAGGAGCUGGCGUGAUCGUUCAACUUCUUGAACCGAUUGAUAUGGCCACUUCAACUCUCAUUCCUGGCUCUUAUGUCUUCUUCGAAGACGGCACAAAGAUCUCUGACUACAUCAACUCCACCAAAAAUCCUCAAGCUGUUAUCUUUAAAACGAGAACAUCCAAAAUGGUUGCUCCUUCCAUUGCUUCCUUUUCAGCAAGAGGACCUCAAAGAAUCAGCCCCAACAUCCUCAAGCCUGACAUAUCAGCACCAGGACUAAACAUUCUCGCUGCAUACUCGAAGAUAGCAACGGUAACGGUUUAUGCAGAAGACACACUAUUCUCCAUUAUGUCAGGAACAUCAAUGGCUUGUCCUCACGCAGCAGCCGCAGCAGCUUACGUCAAAUCGUUCCAUCCUGAUUGGUCUCCAGCCGCAAUCAAAUCAGCCCUAAUGACAACAUCUACUCCAAUGAGAACCAAAGACAUCGAAGCGGAGCUAAGCUACGGAUCGGGUCAAAUAAACCCGAGAAGAGCCAUUCACCCGGGUCUAGUCUACGACAUUACAGAGAGCGCUUACUUAAGUUUUCUAUGUAAAGAAGGAUAUAACAGCACAAGCAUUGGACUUUUACUUGGCGGUAGCAACGAGACUAAGAAGGAAUACAGAUGCGUGGAUCACAAGCAAGGGUUAGGAUCUGACGGGUUAAAUUAUCCGUCUAUGCAUAAGCAGGUGGGUUCCACGGGAACGAAUGUGUCAGAGAUUUUUUACAGGACGGUGAGGAGUGUGGGAUACGGACCGUCGACCUACGUGGCUAAGGUUUGGGCGCCGAAGGGAGUGAGAGUUGAAGUGGAGCCUAGGGUUAUGAGUUUCGUUAAGCCUGGAGAGGAGAAGCACUUUAAGGUUGUGAUUAAUGGAGUUAUGGAAGAGAAUCUGAGAGGUAUUUUGUCGGCUUCAGUGGAAUGGGAUGAUUCAAGAGGUCAUCUUGUGAGGAGUCCCAUCUUGCUGUUUCAAGCGGGCCGGUAGAGAGAGAGAGCUUUUGUUAAUCACCGUUUGUUUUUAAAUUUUAGUGUUUGAGUUUUUCUUUUAUUUAAUAUUAGUGUUGUUGAGCCAA